Molecule: messenger RNA, 2286 nt
Organism: Lodderomyces elongisporus
Lineage: Eukaryota; Fungi; Ascomycota; Pichiomycetes; Serinales; Debaryomycetaceae
Exons: 1
Coding region: 1-2286 (761 amino acids)
Biological process (GO): clathrin-dependent endocytosis
Cellular component (GO): AP-2 adaptor complex; cytoplasmic vesicle
Molecular function (GO): clathrin-cargo adaptor activity
Source: RefSeq, a predicted model, not a curated record
AUGGUUUCUGCGAUAUAUAUCCUACAUUAUGAAUCCGAAGAGGGCUACAAUAUCAACAACAAUGCCAUAAGCAAUAGUGAUAGUUAUAAACAUUAUGAUAACAAUGAUAAACUUGGAGAUGUAUCGUUCUUCCAAUGUUUAACGAGUCGGCGAUAUCGAGGAAACUGUAUGCCAGAUGAUAUAUCUAUACUAAAUGCUUUUUAUCACCAACUCACAUCUCUCGAGGAACAAGAACACUACCCGGUACUUUACAUCAAGAACUUUUCAUACAUUUAUAUACGAUGUGAGAAUGGUAUCAUUCUAUUGGCAAUAGCAAAUGCAAAUGAGAAUGUGAUGCAGGUCAUUAUGUUUUUGAAAAGUUUUCAGUUGAUAUUGAUACACUACUUGUGCAAGGGAAAAGGUGACAGCAAAUUAUUGACUAGGGAGAAAAUUUUGGAUAAUAUAAUUAUCAUAUCCGAGUUGUUGGAUGAAUGCUUGGACUUUGGAAUCUUGCAAAUUACAGAUUAUAAAUUACUUGAGGAGUAUAUCAAGGCAGAGCCCAAUGUACCUAAGAUUUCUUCUCAUAAAGAGAAUAGUUACGAGUCAUCUUCUAGUUCUUCUUCUUCUGAGUAUGACUCAGACGAUGAAGAAGGAUUGCAAAAGCUAAAUAAUAGCAACACAACUAUGUACAAACAUGGAAACAAGAAUAAGCUCAAAAAUAAGACAAAGACUAAUAGUAAGAACAAGAACAAGAAUAAGAAUAAGAAUAAGAGCAAGAAUAGCAAGCAUAAAAAAGAUAUCAAGUCCACUCAUAAUCAAGCGGUGCAUAAAGAUGUUUUGUCUGAUAAAGCCGAUAUUGUCAAUAGUUCUAUUUUGCGAACUUACUCUCUGGCCAUUAAUUGGAGACCUAAGGGGAUAUUCUACGCAAAAAACGAGAUAUUUGUUGAUAUUAUAGAAGAUUGUGAAUUCGUGUAUGAUUUGGCUACCCAAUCUAUAAAGCGAAAUGAAAUCUAUGGCACCUGUGUUGUUAAGUCGUAUUUGUCUGGUAUACCCAUAUGUCGACUUGGUUUUAAUGAAGAUUACAUGACAUCAAUCCGCAAUGAGGACAAGGAGGCGGUAAUUGAAAAAUUUUCUCGCACAGACUCGCCGUUGCCCGAAAAUCAACUAUCGGAUGAAGCAGGCUCAACAAUAGAUGAGACAGAAGAAGAAAUUUUGUCUGAUACUGAGGCUAAUAACCCAUUUGUGCCUCACGAUGGUGUCAACAGCCCACUAAAAGAGUAUAACACCGAUGAGAAGGCAAAUCCAAUUACAAAUAGAAAUACAAAUCCAAAUCCAAGUACAAAUCCAAAUACUCAUGUUAGUACUGGUGCCGAUACAAAUACAAUCUCGAGUUCACAGGGAAAUGGAAAGAAGCCCAAGCACGUGUUUCCAAUACGUAAUAUACAGUUCCAUCAGUGUAUUGAGCUUGCCAAGAUCUACAGAGACAAUAUAAUGACGUUUAUUCCGCCGGAUGACAAGUUUAUUUUAAUGACAUUCAAUGUUGAGCAGCAGAAAAAUAGAAAAAAACAACCAUUGAUUAUGAUCAAUCCAAUGUUCAAAGUUGUAAAGCAAGAUGGUGUUCUUCAAAUCAUGUGCACACUAUCAACAAACUUUCCUAGAAGACGGCAUUGUAGAAGUUUGUUGGUUAAGAUCCCAAUCAAUCCCUUUUUAUUUGAGUUGAAUUUGAAUAAAACGGAUUUGAAAUACAAAACUGAUUACGGAGAGGUAACUUUAAAAGUUGACACUAUGGAUAUAAUAUGGAAAAUUGAUACCAUAGAUGGGAAACAAACAGCGCGGAUGAUGUGUGAACUAGCAUUGCUCAAUGUUGAUAAUAUAACAAGCAUGAAAAUAAGUGACUUUGUUAACCGACGCGUUAGCAAGAUAGAUCUACUAAAUGGCGGGAACAGUUUUGAAGAGCUCAAUCCAGAAGAUGAAGCGAUGCAUGAACUCGAUGAUUUCUACGGUGUUAAUGGCCAUUUGUCAACCUCGGCAAGAAAGCAUUUAUUAGAAAAGAUCAAAAAGGAUUUUGUUAGUGAUGACAUUCAGAUGACAUUCAAAAUUCCCAUGUACACAUACUCUGGUCUAAAGCUCACAUACUUGUCUGUUGAAGAAGAGCAGAUGAAGUACCCUUGUUUUCCUUGGAUUCGAUAUUUGACCAAGAGCGUCGACUCGUUUGGGCAACAAAAACUACCCGAUUCUGACCGCUUCAAUGGGCAAAACUGUAGUUACCGGUUCAAGCUUGGUCUCAAUUCCUUUGCAGUUACUUGA